Messenger RNA from Toxotes jaculatrix (banded archerfish), 1361 nucleotides. RefSeq lists its product as uncharacterized. NCBI's taxonomy places the organism in Eukaryota, Metazoa, Chordata, Actinopteri, Toxotidae. Gene Ontology annotation, biological process: response to bacterium. The coding region runs from base 63 to 1076 and encodes 337 amino acids. The transcript is spliced from 6 exons. The record is from RefSeq and is a predicted model, not a curated record.
UUAGGUUUAUCAUUGUAUAAUGCAGUCUAAUUUUCAGCAGUCUCAAGUGGAAUAACCAUAAAAUGAUGAUUGUAUUUUAUUUACUGUUGAUGCUCAGAGUGGGGCGAUCCACAGACGAGCCGAUUUUUGAGACAAAGACUGUUCAUGUUGGAGAUGAUGUGAUCAUGAUAUGUGAGCGCAAGGGUUCAGGAAGCUUGUUUUGGAUUAGGCUUGUUUCUGGAAACUUCCCUGAAGUCUUAGGAAAAACAUAUAGCUUAAAGACUGCUGUUCAUCACAUUACAGUCAGUGAAGAGCCUGAAAAAUUUGUUCUGCAUAUUGAAAGAGUAAAGCUAAAUGAUACAGCAGUUUACUAUUGUAUGAAAACAUACAGGGGAAACAUUACGUUUUUGAAUGGAACAGAUCUGAGAGUUAAAGGACCAGAACCUGAUAUCACUACAACCCCUCCAUCUGAUCCAGUCUGUCCAGAAGACCCUGUGUCUGUCCAGUGUUCAGUCCUCGCCAACUCGCAGAACAAAACGUACCACGAAGAAAACUGUAUGCGAUGUAUUAGAGCUGGAUCACAUCAGUCUCACCCAAGUUUUAAUUGUACUCAAGGAAAACGUGUUGAUGAAUAUCAAAAGAAGACUGAGGGACUCUCAACAAAGAACUGUAUCUGCAGCUUCUCUGAGAACAUCAGCUCCUCUGAUGCUGGGACAUGUUACUGUGCUGUGGCCACAUAUGGACAGAUAUUUUCUGGAAAUAAUUCAAAACUUCCUCCUGAAGUUUGGCAUUCGCAGAAAGAGAGGGUUAUUAUCUUUCUGUUGUGUGCUGCUUUGACUAUAAGUCUGAUUGUCACAGCCUUCCUUAUUUAUUUCAUCAAGAAACUCAAGAAAAGUUCUCAUUAUUAUGCUGCUGUUGCUCUGCAAACGACUGCAACAGCCAGCAGUGAUCAGGAACGUCAGCAGACAGAUGAGGAUUCAUUGGUUUAUUCUGCACCAACUUUUACCGGUAGGAAAGCUAGCAAAGGAGGGACAAGGGAAACAAAAACAGAAACAGAGAGUAUCUACACUGAUGUCAGAGCUCUUGGGAUGGAUUAACAGUCUAAGCAUGCAUUUGCUAAUUGAUGCUACUGCACUCCUGUGAGGGAAAUGUAGCCUUAAGCUUAAUUAUAUAUAUAUAUAUAUAUGUUUUGGCAAUAGACAUAUACUUUGACAUAACUGUAAACUUUAAUUUAUUUGUUGAGUUUUUAUUAAAAUUAUGUGGUGUGUCCCCCUUUAUAUAUGUAUAUAUAUAUUUAUAUAUGUUUUGUGUGUGUAGAUGUGCUGCUUCUUUCCUAAUAGAAGGAACACAUAUAAUGAAAUCACUAAUAAAAUUUACAUUUG